CGUCAGUAACGUAUCACCGCACGGCUCCCAACCCUAUAAAUACCUCCACUUGUGCAUCAUUUAACUCCAAAGCAAGAGCAUACUGAAACCAAACCGAAGCAAAAUGGCCAUCAUGUCUGCUCAACUUAUCUUUUCCCUCACCCUAGCCUUCCUCGUCUCCGGUGCUCACUUAGCAACAGUGUCCAUCACAAACAAUUGCCCAUAUACCGUUUGGCCUGGGACUCUUGCCAACGCUAACCAGCCUCAAUUAGCAGAAACGGGAUUUGAGUUACCCUCCAAAGGAACAAAGACCCUCAACAUCCCGGCUCGAUGGCAAGGCCGUUUCUGGGCCCGAACCCAGUGCUCUGGCAGCUUCACUUGCGCCACUGCAGACUGCGGCUCAGGCCAAGUCGCAUGCAAUGGUAAAAGCGCAGUCCCACCGGCAUCACUGAUGGAAAUAACGUUCCAGUCAGACGACGGACAGGAUUACUACAAUCUUAGUCUGGUGGAUGGUUUUAACAUUCCUCUUGCAGUUGCCCCACAAAAUGGCGCUGGGCCGAAAUGUGUCACAGCUUCCUGCUCAGCCAAUGUGAACGCGGCUUGCCCAGCGGAGCUGCAAUUGAAAGGAAGCGAUGGGAGUGUGAUUGGUUGCAAGAGCGCAUGUGAACAAUUUAAAGACCCGAAAUACUGCUGCACUGGAGCUUAUGCAGAAAAUUGCCCGCCGACCAACUACGCUACCUUUUUCAAGAACCAAUGCCCCCAAGCUUAUAGUUAUCCUAAAGAUGACGCGAGUAGCGUUUUUGCUUGCACUUCUGGAGCUAACUACGCCAUUACUUUCUGCCCAUGAGGAUGAGGGAGACCCUGAAACUCCUUGAUAUUAUAUACUAGAAAACUUAUGUACGACAAAAUAAAACUCAGUGCUGUUCUGGACUAUCCGGAUAAUUUUCUUUCGAGAAUUAUUGUUAUAUGUAAUAACUGAGGAAGAAAUAAUAAAUAAUUCUCAUUAUACUUUA
This is a messenger RNA of Mangifera indica (mango), 992 nucleotides long. Its product is annotated as thaumatin-like protein 1b. Lineage: Eukaryota; Viridiplantae; Streptophyta; Magnoliopsida; Sapindales; Anacardiaceae. The transcript has 2 exons. The record is from RefSeq and is a predicted model, not a curated record. Gene Ontology annotation, cellular component: extracellular region. Bases 104 to 826 code for a protein of 240 amino acids. Gene Ontology annotation, biological process: defense response.